Molecule: messenger RNA, 29458 nt
Organism: Coregonus sp. 'balchen'
Lineage: Eukaryota; Metazoa; Chordata; Actinopteri; Salmoniformes; Salmonidae
Source: the annotation of a GenBank genome assembly
CGUGGGGGAAAUUCAGUCUUCCAUGGAACUUCUGCUCUGCUCCAACUGUGCUCUGACUCGGAGGAGGCAUAUUUUCUGUCCGAUUUGUCUCUAAAUGUGACCGCUCUGCUCACUAGCAGCACUGGGUGCGAUGUGCCAGUGGGGAGAAACACUGCCAUAUAUGGCGGUGUGAUGGUGGCCAGGGCCAAGUUGUGCAAAACAACCCUGCACACCUCCUCUCUUGAGACAGCCUCUCCCUCUCCUCCCCUAUUCCUCCUCCUCCAUUCUCUCCGUUAGCCGCGGAAGUCCCAGCUCCUGGGCAGAAUGCAGAAUGUUGUAAGAAUGUUAGCUAGUUUGCACUGGUCAUGCAAAUGUAGAGGAAGUGUAUGCUGUAAUCGUAGGCCAAGGGGCUAAGCUUACGGCUGGAAGAAGUUAGACUUGGAUAAAUGUUUUUGCCUUGUUCGGUGUAGCUAAAGUUUCAGUCCUUCAGUCCAUCUGUCAGAUUUGAAAUGCAAUGGCCCAGUAGACUUAGUCCUUUACAGGUGGAUCUCCGUGCUUCAUUCUGAAUGAAUGCUGGCUACUCAUAGUGGAAAAUGCCAACAGUGUUUGGUUCGGAAGCACCUAGGUCUCUAGCUAAAGCAAGCAUGAUUUCAUUUGGUGGUGAAACACCUCACUUAGCACUGCUAACAGACCUGUGUGGGAGAAUUCUGUGAAUAUGAUAUCAUGUAUUACUGUGUGUGUGUGGGGGGGAACUCUAUUUUUAUGCAUGACAACAUGUCAGCGAUGGGAGGAGAAGGGACUUUGGAGAUGCGUUCGGCCUACUCGUUUACUGUUCUAUCCAUCUGACUUCAAGCAUCACCUCUUCAUGACCACCUCCUGGGCAGAGACAGCUUCCCACAUAGACACAGAAACGCUGUGCAUGCACACGCUCCCAUAAACACAUACACACUCCUUCAUACAAAGCAGUGAGCCAUCAUCACACCAACGCUAUGUACAUUAUUAUCCUUAGUUAAAUCACCUAUGGAAAAAUACAUAAUAUACUUGAUGAAUAAGUCCAAAACACAUCUAUGGGUUCAUUUUGCUCAUGUUCCAUUUAUCUGACGUCCAGCACAUCUGUUCAACAUAUCAGGCAAGACAUCCAUCAGCAGUUAGACAAAACACAGACGUGGUGCUCGUCUGUUUCCCUCCAUGGGUCACAGUACGACAUGGGGAUCUUGCCAUUUGUGAGACUCUGGCUGUUCGAGUAUUUUGGAGUUAUGGGCUCUGCCUGGCAUACCCCUCACUUCGCAUGGGCUCUGGCUCCACUUCUCCAAGCAACUAUUUUUAAACGUCUGGAAUUUGAUCAAAACAUUAGCUUUUUACUCAAGCCUUUUAAAGUCCAAAGGCUGUUGUUUUCUGUUUCACAUGCCUGGAGAUGGGAUCGGAGAUAGGGAGGAGGGUUUGGGAAAUGGAGAGGAGGUUCGCUGUUGGAGUCAGGUCUGUUGCUAUUGGUUUAACUAAUGAGAAUUUGUUCUCAAUUAAUAUGCCUGAAUAAAUAAAGGUUUCAUAUGAAAUAGAUCAUAAUAAUAAACUGCAAUACUCAUAAUGCGGGGGCGGCAGGUAGCUUAGUGGUUAAGAGCGUUGUGCCAGUAACCGAAAGGUCGCUGGUUCUAAUCCCCGAGCCGACUAGGUGAAAGAUCUGUCGAUGUGCCCUUGAGCAAGGCACUUAACCCUAAUUGCUCCUGUAAGUCGCUCUGGAUAAGAGCGUCUGCUAAAUGACUAAAAUGUAAAUAAUAAUAAACUAGUUGAAUCAGAAAAUGAAACUUUUUUCCCUUCAAUGAUUUUUUGCCUUUCCUUGUGACAGGGAAGUCACACAAAGAAAAUACCGAUAGGGGAGAGUGGGGUAAGUUGAGCCAAUCUUGUUUCUAGAAAACCAUACACAAAAUUAAUCAUUUGACCAAUUAUUUAGUGAAGGAAUAAACCACAUGGAAAAAGUGGUAAGUAAGUUAGGUCCAAUAAACUGAUUUUCACCAAGUCAAAGGAAUUUGUGUUAUACACAUCAGUUGGGGUCUCUAAGCUUCAAUAUGAGGUCCUAAACCUAGCAUGGAAGUGCAUCCUUAUAGGUGUGUGGGCUAAUAUUGUCAAAAUGUUUGCCUUUGGGUAAGUUGAGCCAAUGUCAAAUUGAGCAAAUUGAAGUGUUUUCUUCCCAGGCUUAAUGCAAGGCAUUAUUGCUGGGAUAUGAGGUAACAACAGGGCUUGGCCUAUGUGAAGUUUUUACAUUUUUAAGUACAAAGUUUUUGUAAGGUGUUAAGCCUGUGUUUAAAAUAUGAUUAAAAGAGAAAUAAGCGAUUGUGAUUGUUGAAUUGUUUGGGCAAUAAAGAUAGACAUGGUUUUAAAAAGGUAAUGGUAACUGGUAAUACACUGAAAAUAAAUAAAAGCAACAUGCAACAAUUUAAAAGAUUUUAGCGAGUUACAGUUCAUAGAAGGAAAUCUGUCAAUUAAAAUAAAUAAAUUAUGCCCUAAUCUAUGGAUUUCACAUGACUGGGAAUACAGAUAUGCGUCUGUUGGUCACAGAUACCUUUAAAAAAUGGUAGGGGUGUGGAUCAGAAAACCAGUCAGUAUCUGGUGUGACCAUAAUUUGCCUCAUGCAGCGAAACACUUCUCCUUUGCAUAGAGUUGAUCAGGCUGUUGAUUGUGGCCUGUGGAAUGUUGUCCCACUCCUUUUCAAUGGCUGUGCGAAGUUGCUGGAUAUUGAUGGGAACUGGAACCUGCUGUUUUACACGUCGAUCCAGAGCAUCCCAAACAUGCUCAAUGGGUGACAUGUCUGGUGAGUAUGCAGGCCACGGAAGAACUGGGACAUUUUCAGCUUCCAGGAAUUGUGUACAGAUCCUUGCGACAUGGGGCCGUGCAUUAUCAUAUCAUAUUUCUGAAACAUGAGGUGAUGGCGGCGGAUGAAAUACAAUAAUAAUAAUAAUAUGCCAUUUAGCAGACGCUUUUAUCCAAAGCGACUUAGUCAUGCGUGCAUACAUUUUUGUGUAUGGGUGGUCCCGGGGAUCGAACCCACUACCUUGGCAUUACAAGCGCUGUGCUCUACCAGCUGAGCUACAGAGGACCACUAUUGUGUCCAUUGUCCGUAGCUUAUGUCUGCCCAUACCAUAAACCCACCUCCACCAUGGGGCACUCUGUUCACAACGUUAACAUCAGCAAACCGCUCACCCACAUGACGCCAUCUGCCCGGUACAGUUGAAACCGGGAUUAAUCUGUGAAGUGCACACUUCUCCAGCAUGCCAGUGGCCAUCGAAGGUGAGCAUUUGCCCACUGAAGUCUGUUACGACGUCAAACUGCAGUCAGGUCAAGACCCCGGUUAGGACAAUGAGCACGCAGAUUAGCUUCCCUGAGACUUUCUGACAGUUUGUGCCGAAUUUCUUCAGUUGUGCAAACCCACCGUUUUAUCAGCUGUCCAGGUGGCUGGUUUCAGACAAUCCCGCAGGUGAAGAAGCCGGAUGUGGAAGUCCUGGGCUGGCAUGGUUACUCGUGGUCUGCGGUUGUGAGGCCGGUUGGACAUACUGCCAAAUUCUCCAAAGCGACGUGGUAGAGAACUGAACAUUCAAUUAUCUGGCAACAGCUCUGGUGGACAUUCCUGCAGUCAGCAUGCCAAUGCACGCUCCCUCAACUUGAGACAUCUGUGGCAUUGUGUUGUGUGACACAACUGCACAUUUUAAAGUGGCCUUUUAUUGUCCCCAGCACAAGGUGCACCUGUGUAAUGAUCAUGCCGUUUAAUCAGCUUCUUGAUAUGCCACACCUGUCAGUUGGAUGGAUUAUCUUGGCAAAGGGGAAAUGCUCACUAACAGGGAUGUAAACAAAUCUGUGCACAACAUUUUAGAGAAAUAAGCUUUUUGUGCGUAUGGAUAUUAUCACGUUUCAGGAGAAGACCCAGAUGCAGACAGUGUCGAAGUAACAAAACGGGGCAGGCAAACAACAGGUCAAGGGCAGGCAGAGGUCAGUAAUCCAGAUCAGAGUCCAAAAGGUACAGAACGGCAGGCAGAGGUCAAUAAUCCAGGGUCGUGUGACAAGGUACAGAACGGCAGGCUCAGGGCAGGCAGAAUGGUAAAAACUAGAAAACAGGAACUUGAGCAAGGGGGGGAAACCACUGGUAGGCUUGACGAAACAAAACAAACAGAGAACACAGGUAUAAAUACACUGGGGAUAAUGGGGAAGAUGGGCGACACCUGGAGGGGGGUGGAGACAAUCACAAAGACAGGUGAAACAGAUCAGGGUGUGACAGUUAUUUCCCUUGACGGAGUGAUGCUGAAUGUAAAAAAUGGCUCAACUUACCCCACUAUCCCCUAAUGAAAUUAAAACUUGGACAGACUAUUGCUUGCUAGUGUGCAACUGCUGCCAACAAACUAUUGUUUUUUGUAGUAUUUAUUUUCAUCCAUUUCUCUCAGCUUCUCCUUCCACCAUUUUCAAGCUUGACAUGAAUAUAUUGUAUUCUUCUACAAGCUGGUGUGCUUACAUUUUGUUAGAUGAUACAAUUGAUUGUGUUGUAUUUUAGUAGAGAUUGACUUGUGUUGGCUGUUAUCAACUUUGGCCUCACUGCGUCUCCCACUGAAUCAUGUUUCUAAGACGUUGCAAUGCAACCAGUACAUUGGCAGGUUUGCAGUGUACUUGCGAGCAGCGUUUUUUCACUGUACUUCAGAUAUAGUUCAGACAGAUAAUGGAGAACUGAUAAGAUAGCAGCAGUGGGUCGGUCAGUGUCCCUGGUUUAGCAUCCCUGUCUGAUGAGUUCAUACCUAUUCAUAAAAUGAUUGAUAGAUAGACUUAUCUAUGGCUCUGUAGUUUCCAAGACACUAUCUCUAGGAGUUGUAAAGAUGUGUGGAAAUGAAGGAAUUCAGUAUGUUACUCGCGUGUACGAUGGUCCUAGAUUUAGAUUUAGGGAAGUGCUGGGUGUUUACGUUAGGGUCCUAUUUUUGUUUCUACCCUAUUCCUCUGUGUGUAAUUUUCAUGGCAUUUUUUCUAAUGCCCUGCAGCUCUGUGUGUAUAGUUUCCAUCCCCCCAGCCCCCAAUAACUGUAGGACACAUGGGCAGACACACACACACACAGACAGGCACACACUGGCCCACUUGACACACACACACACAGGCAUACAGGGAAGUCUGAAAGAAGGGUUCUUAAUCUCCCAGGGUGUUGCCCACAAACACGCAUGGAAUGAACAUUCAGACUCAAAGUAUUUAUUGUUGUUUUUGCCAUGGGGGAGGGGCAUGGAUGGCUCUUGUCCAAUGGCUGUCCAGUAAUGCAUGAUUGACAUGUUGUGUGAGCAGUCAGGGUUCUGCUCUGUACCUGAGAAGAUGCUCUGGGAAGUAGGUUGCUUUUUUCCCCAGGAAGGAUGAGACUUUAUCUUACAGUGUUGUUUCAAAAGGUAUUUAUGGGAAGGUAUUUCAUAGGAAAAUAUGUGGUAAUAAUCUAAUCUUAUGUUGACGUCUGUGAAGUAACAGGUCUUCCUGGUACCUGUAGGCUACUUCACAGGCAUCAACACAAAUGCAGGUGCUUUUUGUAAUUGUACAUUACGCAUGCUUUUUUUCCAGUGAACCCAAAGAAACCAAAAUGAAGUGUGUGGUAAUGACCAAUCAGCCAUUUUACAGUGAUAUUUCUAAAUAAAUGGCAGGUAAAUAGUUCACAACUUCUACAGUCCACUAUUUAUAAAGUUUAGCUUAACUCUUGCCCAUUGAGUAGGGAUAGGCGGGCUGCGUAGAUUUGUCUCUCUCUACAGAGGAAAUGACUUGCACACUGAGGGACCGGCUUUAUGACACAGUGAAAUUAUCUUCUGAGUGCUGGGCGGGGUGGAUCAUUUCCUGUAUUGCUGAGCUCUAAGGGGAGAUGAGCUGUGUGUGUGUGUGAGCGUGAACGUGUGUCUGUUUGUGUCAGAAAGCAUGUCUGUGUGCUUUUUCUCCUCAAAUAGUAGUUCUGUGUGAGGUACGUCCUUUAUUGGGAAGUGGAGUGGAGAUGAUGAAACAGCUGGCAUCAAGCUGUACAGUGUACGCUGACUUCUGUAGAAGGGGUGCGGGGAGAGACACACAUAGGAUCUGAAAGGUUAUAGGAAGGUCUGUUGUAAUGUUAUUCUUGGCACAUAUGAAGAUGAAUGUUAUAAUGGUUGUAAUGUUAUUCUUGGCACAUAUGAAGAUUAAUGUUAUAAUGGUUGUAAUGUUAUUCUUGGCACAAAUCGAUAUAACUUGUUGGUGUCAGAGAAUGACAGCUGACAAGUCCACUGCCCUACUUGCUCUGCGUUUUAUGCUUGUUAUGAGUUAUAUCGAUUUCACUUCAAAGUUAUGGAAUUUUUUAUUAGAUCAUAUUCUAUGCCCAAUUCCUGAAUUAAAUGAAUUGAAAUGGACACAUAUGUUAUACCCAAUUUUUGUGGCACUUAAAUGUCCUCAUUGUUUUGGGUAAAAAGUCUAAUUGCACCCCAAAAGUAACACUCCCACAUUCACUUUGCUUGAUUGCAUGUUUUAUGUUGGUUUAUCUUUUCCAAUGAAUGAGUUUUCUUUCUCUAUUUCAGGAUUCUAUCAAUGCCUUCGUUCUAGAUCUAGACUACCCUGCCCUACGGAAAAACAAAAACGUAGAAACCUUUUUAAACAGAUGUAAGUAUGUUUGAUAAUAGUAAUUGUGAAUUUGUGUGUGGAUGGCUGAAUCAUCUCUUCUCCACGCAGAUGAGAAGGUGAUGGGGCACAUACGGGAGUUUCAGAUGAAGUCUGAAGACUUUGACAGGGUGAAAGUGAUCGGCAGAGGGGCCUUUGGGGAGGUUCAGCUGGUGAGAUUUAUUUACUUUUGUAUUUCAUCGAGAUGUUAAGCACCUGCGUAUUCAGUACACCACUUAGUUUUGACUCUCCCUCUGUCUCUUUUUCCAUCUCUCUUUCUGUCUCUUUAAUUCCUUUGUUUUCCCCAGGUUCGACACAAAGCCUCUCAGAAAGUGUACGCCAUGAAGCUGCUGAGCAAGUUUGAGAUGAUCAAACGCUCCGACUCAGCCUUCUUCUGGGAGGAGAGGGAUAUUAUGGCCUUCGCCAACAGUCCCUGGGUCGUACAAGUAAGACAUGACACACACACCUAUACACUCAACCGGGAUUCGUCGGAUCAGGAAUUUUUUUUCCACUCCUUAGUUGUCCAGUGUUGGUGAUCGCGUGCCCACUGGAGCUGCUUCUUCUUGUUUUUAGCUGAUAGGAGUGGAACCCGGUGUGGUCGUCUGCUGCAAUAGCCCAUCCAUGACAAGGACCGAUGAGUUGUGUGUUCCGAGAUGCCGUUCUGCACACCACUGUUGUUCUGCGACUUCUCAUGAACUUGCUGUUUUUGCCCACAGGACUGCCACUGACUGGAUGUUUUUUGUUUGUCGCACCUUUCUCUGUAAACCCUAGACACUGUCGUGCGUAAAAAGCCCAGGAGGCCGGCCGUUUAUGAGAUACUGGAACCGGCGCGCCUGACACCGACGAUUAUACCACACUAAGUCGCAUAGGUCACUCGUUUUGCCCACGUUAAAUCGAACAGUAACUUAAUACCUUGUUGCCUGUCUGCCUGCUUUAUAUAGCAUGCCACGUGACUCACUGUCUGUAGGAGCAAACCAAUUUCGUGAACGGGUUGGUGUACUUAAUAAACUGGCUACUGAGUGUAUAAUAUAUUGCAUAACAAGACAAGACAAAAACAUAUUUUAAAACAAUCUGCACAAACCAUAUCAAACCAGAAUAGUUUGAUGGAAGAUAACCCUGUAACUUGUAUUGUCUUUGCUUUCUGGUCUAUGUCUAGUUGUGCUGUGCCUUCCAAGACGACCGCUACCUGUACAUGGUGAUGGAAUACAUGCCUGGAGGGGACCUGGUGAACCUCACCAGUACUUACGAUGUGCCUGAGAAGUGGGCCAGGUUCUACACGGCCGAGGUGGUCAUGGCAUUGGAUGCCAUCCACUCCCUGGGCUUCAUCCACCGCGACGUCAAGCCUGACAACAUGCUCCUGGACCGCCACGGACACCUCAAACUGGCCGACUUCGGAACCUGCAUGAAGAUGGACUCUGUGAGGAUAACAUUUUCCCCUUGUUCCAGCUGUGCAGUGUGCUAAAGAGAGCAUUACUCACAAUACUUCCAGCGGAAUAUCUUGUGUCUCGCUGUGCUUUAAGUUAACACUUAUCUGAUAAGCGCUUAUUAAAACUGAACUGUAUAUACUUGAGGAUUCAUACUUGAUUUGCUUGAGAAAGUGUAUCUAACUGAAGGAUUGACUGGUUACAGACUGGGAUGGUGCACUGUGACACAGCGGUUGGCACUCCAGACUACAUCUCUCCUGAGGUUCUAAAGUCGCAGGGUGGAGAUGGUUACUACGGACGGGAGUGUGACUGGUGGUCUGUAGGUGUCUUCAUCUUCGAGAUGCUAGUCGGUGAGUUGGUGUUGUCUAACACCUUGGUGUUCAUGUUCCCGCUCUUUGUUUGUCACAAAAAUAAUGACUCAGAAUCUUAGUUUACACUAACUGAAGGAAAGCCUUUUACUGGAUGGUUUAUCUAGAACUGAGAUAAUCAAGUCUGCCUAUAAAAAGAUAUUGGAGAACUUGUAAGCAAAUUGCUUAUAAGUAAACAUAUUGUAACUAUUUCUGUGCUAUGUUCACAUUAGGUGACACACCAUUCUAUGCCGACUCCCUUGUUGGAACAUACAGCAAGAUCAUGGACCACAAGAAUUCCCUCAACUUUCCAGAUGACGUAGAGAUCUCCAAAGAUGCCAAAAACCUAAUCUGUGCCUUCCUGACAGACAGGUAACAAUUAUUUAAAAAAUAAUAAUUAACCACAGUUACAGAUUUAAAGUUACAGUUUGCAAUGUAAUUUUUGUAGUUGUCCAGACUAUAUUCAGGCUGAACUAUCCCAGCUUUCUCCCUGACCACUAACAUACAGUGAGGGAAAAAAGUAUUUGAUCCCCUGCUGAUUUUGUACGUUUGCCCACUGACAAAGAAAUGAUCAGUCUAUAAUUGUAAUGGUAGGUUUAUUUGAACAGUGAGAGACAGAAUAACAACAAAAAAAUCCAGAAAAAGGCAUGUAAAAAAUGUUAUAAAUUGAUUUGCAUUUUAAUGACGGAAAUAAGUAUUUGACCCCCUCUCAAUCAGAAAGAUUUCUGGCUCCCAGGUGUCUUUUAUACAGGUAACGAGCUGAGAUUAGGAGCACACUCUUAAAGGGAGUGCUCCUAAUCUCAGUGUGUUACCUGUAUAAAAGACACCUGUCCACAGAAGCAAUCAAUCAAUCAGAUUCCAAACUCUCCACCAUGGCCAAGACCAAAGAGCUCUCCAAGGAUGUCAGGGACAAGAUUGUAGACCUACAUAAGGCUGGAAUGGGCUACAAGACCAUCGCCAAGCAGCUUGGUGAGAAGGUGACAACAGUUGGUGCGAUUAUUCGCAAAUGGAAGAAACACAAAAUAACUGUCAAUCUCCCUCGGCCUGGGGCUCCAUGCAAGAUCUCACCUCUUGGAGUUGCAAUGAUCAUGAGAACGGUGAGGAAUCAGCCCAGAACUACACGGGAGGAUCUUGUCAAUGAUCUCAAGGCAGCUGGGACCAUAGUAACCUAGAAAACAAUUGGUAACACACUACGCCGUGAAGGACUGAAAUCCUGCAGCGCCCGCAAGGUCCCCCUGCUCAAGUAAGCACAUAUACAGGCCCGUUUGAAGUUUGCCAAUGAACAUCUGAAUGAUUCAGAGGAGAACUGGGUGAAAGUGUUGUGGUCAGAUGAGACCAAAAUCGAACUCUUUGGCAUCAACUCAACUUGCCGUGUUUGGAGGAGGAGGAAUACUGCCUAUGACCCCAAGAACACCAUUCCCACCGUCAAACAUGGAGGUGGAAACAUUAUGCUUUGGGGGUGUUUUUCUGCUAAGGGGACAGGACAACUUCACUGCAUCAAAGGGACGAUGGACGGGGCCAUGUACCGUCAAAUCUUGGGUGAGAACCUCCUUCCCUCAGCCAGGGCAUUGAAAAUGGGUUGUGGAUGGGUAUUCCAGCAUGACAAUGACCCAAAACACACGGCCAAGGCAACAAAGGAGUGGCUCAAGAAGAAGCACAUUAAGGUCCUGGAGUGGCCUAGCCAGUCUCCAGACCUUAAUCCCAUAGAAAAUCUGUGGAGGGAGCUGAAGGUUCGAGUUGCCAAACGUCAGCCUCGAAACCUUAAUGACUUGGAGAAGAUCUGCAAAGAGGAGUGGGACAAAAUCCCUCCUGAGAUGUGUGCAAACCUGGUGGCCAACUACAAGAAACGUCUGACCUCUGAUUGCCAACAAGGGUUUUGCCACCAAGUACUAAGUCAUGUUUUGCAGAGGGGUCAAAUACUUACAUCCCUCAUUAAAAUGCAAAUCAAUUUAUAACAUUUUUGACAUGCGUUUUUCUGGAUUUUGUUGUUGUUAUUCUGUCUCUCACUGUUCAAAUAAACCUACCAUUAAAAUUAUAGACUAAACAUUUCUUUGUCAGUGGGCAAACGUACAAAAUCAGCAGGGGAUCAAAUACUUUUUUCCCUCACUGUAAGUCUAUGGCCCUUUAUUUGGUGUUUAGGGAGGUGCGACUGGGACGCAAUGGGGUGGAGGAGAUCAAACGACACCCCUUUUUCAAGAAUGACCAGUGGAACUUCGACAGCAUCAGAAACAGUAGGUGUCUCUGCCGUACAGCCAAGUACAUUUUAUUUAUUUAUUUGAGCAUACAAAUUUGAUAAUUCUGUACAAUAGAAAACAUAUUACAUAUGGUUACCUAGAAAUUACAUAAAUAACAUCAAUAUUUAUUUAUUUCUCUCCCUCCCACCUCCCCUCUCAUUAUAUUGUUUAGCGGCGGCUCCUGUGGUUCCAGAGUUGAGCAGUGACAUUGACACUAGCAACUUUGAUGAGAUAGAAGAUGACAAGGGUGACGUGGAGACCUUCCCUACUCCUAAGGCCUUUGUGGGAAACCAGCUUCCUUUCGUCGGCUUCACAUACUUCAAGGAGGACCAGUAAGGCUUCAUGUCUUACUAUUACAAUCCUUCCUCAUCAUGGACAGUAUUUUUAACUUAGUAACUCCUGUGUAGUGGAUGGCUAAGUCUCACACAAGCUUUGAUUAUGUUAAGAAGUAUUAAUGUGUGUAUGUGUAUGAGCUGUUAGUUCUUCAUCAAACACCAAUGUGUUUCCUCCAGGUUACUAAGCGGUGUGAAUAACUCUACAGUUGUGACCGUGAACUCAACAGCCUUGAAAGGAGAGGUGGGUACCUACUGCCUGUCCUAUACCUUUAGUUCUCUUUCAAUUAUUUGUUUUGAUAUCACAUGUGGGGGAUUCGCUAGGAUCACCUACUCUCGGAAGAACCAAUCAAAAGCGUCUGUUGGAGACACAGGUAGAGUGGUGAAUGAGGUGAGCCCCUCACGUUCCUUAAAAGGAGCCACUCCCCCACCCUCUGAUUAUUCUCGCUUCUCUUCAUCACAAAGAGCAUUAACAUUACUCACUAGUGCUCAGAUCGACUGGAUGCCAGUUUUCCUGCUUAACCGCUCACAAGUGAACCGUGAAGGAUAUCGCUGCUGAGCGUAGGUCUCGAGAGGUUGAGUACUGACCGGAAGGUUUUAGUUUUGUGUAGAAAUUACUUUUCUACUUCUGUCUCCGUUGGUAGGUUGCUUCACUUCCUUCAGUCGCAGGAGCACACUAUCUGAAGGCUAACUCUGCCCCCACACGGUUGCCUUCAGCUAGCACUGAGCUAGCCCCGGCCACGUUUACUGCUAACUAGCUAACUUCACGGUGGAGCCGUCACUGGCUGACCAACUCAGCCCCUCGUGUUGUGUUACUAAAGACCUACUGGAUGCCCCAGUGACACCCAAGGAGUUGUUCGGGCCUGCUGUUGCCGCCAUGUGGCAGAAGUGUGACAUGCACAAGAAUGAAGGCGAAGCCCGUGGCAGCCCGUUGGUUCCUGCAUCUCGCCCCAGCCUCACUGCUGGUAGGGGGUAACAAGCUGUCCUUGGGGGACUGAGGUCCCUGGUGACGCAGCAGUCUGCCAAGACUCAGACUAGGCCCCUGAACCAGGCCAAACCUGUAAAGAAGCAGUCUUACGCUGCAGCCGCAACAAAGAUUUGCCUCUCUAACCCUCCUAAGGGAGAUAAGAAGGGCCGGACAACCUAGGGCGUCUUAGGAGGAUAGUGUGCAAGGCCUACUGCUCUCUGCCUUACUUUCGCUCUUCAGGUUUAACGUUUACUACUCCUUCCCCUCUCCAGGUUUCGCAGCAGUAAAACUAAACAAAAGAGACAGGACCGCGACCCUUGAAAAAGAGUCCCAGACCCUUAUAUAUGCUCUGUUUUACAGUUGUUGCGUUUUUCUUGCAGAAGUGGUGUGACUAAACAAGUUGUUCAUUCCUACACUCUAUUUUAUAGCCGCUUUCUUGACCUGCCAAGGCCCCGACAGUGAUACAGUUUAUCCGUAACUGUUGUGCAGUCUCUAAGGGUGGCAUGUCGCUUACGCCCAGUCUCUAAGCCUUUAGCUGGUCCGGGGGAAGUGUCUAUUGUGCUUAAGAUCCUUUCACAGAAUCUACUAGCCGCUGAAAAGCAUGGAGGUGUAAUAUUCCUCCAUCUUUCUCUUUACUACUGCCCUUAGCGUUCCACUGUUCGCGCCCGCAGUCUGCCCAGGGGUUUUUCAGGUUAAUGCGCACAUCCAUCUUUGGCCCGGGUCGACUUUUUCCCAUUGGCACACCUUGAAGUGUGCACCUUGGAGCCUAUGGGAAACUAGCAUUUUGACAAGCAGCACAACAAUUCUUGCAAUCGUCUUUCUAUUCCUACUUUAUUUAUUUCUCAACUUCUAAAUAUUAAUGAACUGUACCAUUUUAAACCUGUAUUUUUUUUGUUUUUUUUGCAGCAUGGUUAAGCAUGUGAGUGCAUAGGGGAGAGUGGGGCUAAAUGUAACACGGGUCAAUUGUAGGGUAACUUGAGGUAAAACAUCACCCUACCUCAAUUUUUUGGGGGGAGUGAUUAAAAAAAUUGUGAUGAGACAGAUCACAUUUUUAUUUGAGCAACAGUAAUGGCAACCAGAGAAAGUGUUGGGGGGGGGGGGGUGGCGGGUUACCCUAACAGGUAGGCCUAUAUUAUAUAGAUUUUUUUGGGGGGACACAACAUUUAUUAAUAGGAUGCUAACUAGUUAAAUAUCACAUUUGGGAUCUGGCUAAUGAUUAGCCCAAUAGGGUAAAUGCAGAUAGACAACCCCAUGCUUCAGCCUAUUUAUUUAAAGCCACUAUGCUGUUUCAGCUGGGCUACAAGUGAUAAUUGUUAUUGCUAAUAGCAUACCUGAUAAUAUGAACCAUGCAUAAGCUAUAUGCAUGGUCCAAUAUGUACAAAUAUUUUUAGCAAAUAAUUUUACCAAUAUGUUAUUGGGCUCAUUUCUGGAGGUGGAAAUUCUAUUUUAGAUGGUGUCAGCAUAAUUUUAUUUUCAUUCAUUUUGGAGUUUAAUGUCCUUUUAAAAAGUCACCAGAAUGGAGCUUCUCCGUCCUUUAUACAUAGAAAUUGUCCAGGGUGGGUCCCUGGACCCUCAAAACAGAGUUGAAUGGGUCCCCCCUCUGCUAUACAUUUUUCCAUAGGAAACACUGCCUCUCCUACGGAGGAGUUGACCUAUUGGGCACUGUUCUUGGGACAUAUCUCAUUAAAUGGGAUAGUGGCUCCUUUUAAGGAAGGUGAGGGGCUCACCUCAUUCGCCACUCUACUUGUCUGUCUCCAACAGACGCUUUUGAUAUGUUCAUCCGAGAGUAGGCGAUCCUAGCGAAUCCCCCACAUGAGAUAUCUCACUCAUAAUAUCAGAGAACCAAUACAGUAGUACAGUACAGUAAAGAAAAGUAGUGUUUAGUACAGUAGAGUACAGUAUAUAUUUGUUCUGUCCAAGCCCGUUAUAUGAUACCGUCCAUGAUCAGUUCAAGUCUGACUGAACAUUCCAUCACCAGGUUUCACCUGCAUGCUUCCAUGGCUUACUCACUUGCAUUUCCUAGGUACAGUGGCUUGCGAAAGUAUUCACCCCCCUUGGCAUUUUUCCUAUUUUGUUGCCUUACAACCUAAAAUUGAUUUUGGGAGAUUUGUACCAUUUGAUUUACACAACAUGCCUACCAAUUUGAAGAUGCAAAAUAUGUUUUGUGUGUGAAACGUACAAGAAAUAAGACCAAAAAAAAACAGAAAAUACUUUGUAGAGCCAUCUUUUGCAGCAAUUACAGCUGCACGUCUCUUGGGGUAUGUCUCUAUAAGCUUGGCACAUCUAGCCACUGGGAGUUUUGCCCAUUCUUCAAGGCAAAACUGCUCCAGCUCCUUCAAGUUGGAUGGGUUCUGCUGGUGUACAGCAAUCUUUAAGUCAUACCACAGAUUGUCAAUUGGAUUGAGGUCUGGGCUUUGACUAGGCCGUUCCAAGACAUUUAAAUGUUUCGCCUUAAACCACUCAAGUGUUGCUUUAUGAGUAUGCUUAGGGUCAAUGUCUUGCUGGAAGGUGAACCUCCGUCCCAGUCUCAAAUCUCUGGAAGACUGAAACAGGUUUUCCUCAAGAAUUUCCCUGUAUUUAGCGCCAUCCAUUAUUCCUUCAAUUCUGAGCAGUUUCCCAGUCUCUGCCGAUUAAAAACAUCCCCACAGCAUGAAGCUGCUACCACCAUGCUUCACUGUGGGGAUGGUGUUCUCGGGGUGAUGAGAGGUGUUGGGUUUACGCCAGACAUAGCGUUUUCCUUGAUGGCCAAAAAGCUCAAUUUUAGUGUCAUCUGACCAGAGUACCUUCUACCAUAUGUUUGAGGAGUCUCCCAUAUGGCUUUUGGCGAACACCAAACGUGUUUGCUUAGUUUUUUUCUUUAAGCAAUGGCUUUUUUCUGGCCACUCUUCCGUGAAGCCCAACUCUGUGGAGUGUACGGCUUAAAGUGUUCCUAUGGACAGAUAUUCCAAUCUCCUCUGUGGAGCUUUGCAUCUCCUUCAGGGUUAUCUUUGGUCUCUUUGUUGCCUCUCUGAUUAAUGCCCUCCUUGCCUGGUCUGUGAGUUUUGUUGGGCGGCCCUCUCUUGGCAGGUUUGUUGUGGUGCCAUAUUCUUUCCAUUUUUUAAUCAUGGAUUUAAUGGUGCUCUGUGGGAUGUUCAAAGUUUCUGAUAUUUUUUUAUAACCCAACCCUGAUCUGUACUUCUCCACAACUUUGUUGAAGACUCUGGGGCCUUUCAGAACAGGUGUAUAUAUACUGAGAUCAUGUGACAGAUCAUGUGACACUUAGAUUGCACACAGGUGGACUUUAUUUAACUAAUUAUGUGACUUCUGAAGUUAAUUGGUUUCACCAGAUCUUAUUUAGGGGCUUUAUAGCAAAUUGGGUGAAUACAGAUGCACACACCACUUUUCCGUUAUUUUUAAUUGUAAAUUUUUUUAAACAAGUUUUUUUUUCAUCUCACUUCACCAAUUUGGACUAUUUUGUGUAUGUUCAUUACAUGAAAUCCAAAUGAAAAUCCAUUUAAAUUACAAGUUGUAAUGCAAACAAAAUAGGAAAAACACCAAGGGGGAUGAAUACUUUUGCAAGGCACUGUAAGUUAUGUAAUUAUAUUUUACAUUUACAUUUUACAUUUUAGUCAUUUAGCAGACGCUCUUAUCCAGAGCGACUUACAGUUAGUGAAUACAUAUAUAUAUUUUUUUAUACUGGCCCCCCGUGGGAAUCGAACCCACAACCCUGGCGUUGCAAACGCCAUGCUCUAUCAACUGAGCUACAUCCCUGCCGGCCAUUCCCUCCCCUACCAUGGGCCAAUUGUGCGCCGCCCAUGAGUCUCCCGGUCGCGGCCGGCUGCGACAGAGCCUGGAUUCGAACCAGGAUCUCUAGUGGCACAGUCAGCACUGCGAUGCAGUGCCUUAGACCACUGCGCCACUCAGGAGCAUAUGAAUCUAACGCAACGCUAAAAUAACAAUGUCAUAACAGGUCAUAACAAUAUAAUUCCUUUGUUUGGCUCAAGAGUUGUACACAAUAAUUUGUCAGGUUCUUAGCGAUACUGAAACACUUACGAGGCUUUGCUUCAGUAGCUAAACAACAAGCUAAUCCCGUGAAAGCUGUCAGCUCAUUGACUUUUGUGCUGACUGAAAUUGUUUUGCCGAGCGAGUUAAAUGGAUUUCUUAUCUGUUGCAGGAUAUUGUGAUGUUAAGCGUUCUCUUUCUCUUUAAUCAUAGCUCUUCGGUAUUGAUUUCACUUGUUUAUGGCUUUGAAAAAACAAGGUUAAAUUGUGGAAAAAUUAUACACUAUAGUUUUAGAGCAGAAUCCAGGUGAAGUGUAUUGUAACAGUUGCGACGCCUCCUCCUCCCUCCUUCCCCUCUUCCUCAAGUCGGCCAAGCUACAGAAGAAACUCCACCAGCUGGAAGAGCAGCUCAAUAAUGAGAUGCAGACCAAAGAUGAGCUGGAGCACAAGUGCAGGUAGACACGGCAUGCCCUGGCCUCAUACACACACAAUACACCUUCUACUACUACUUGCUAUGUGAGUUAGUCAUGUUGUUUGUGAUAUGCGGCGCUGAGAAUAGUGACAUCCACUGCUCUGUUCUCUUCCUGUAGAACCUCCACCAGUCGUCUGGAGAAAAUCUCCAAAGAACUUGAUGAAGAGGUGAGAACUUUGGAGCUACAGUAGCAAUAUAGCAUACAACUAUAGCACAUAACUGAUAAAAAUGUAAACCAAUAAAUAAUUAGUUGUGCCCUUCCAACACUGACCUUUGUGGCGGUGCAUUGACAGAUGAGUAGCAGGAAGGCUCUGGAGUCGAGUCUAAGGCAGCUGGAGAGAGAGAAGGCUCUACUGCAGCACAAGACCGUGGAGAGCCACCGCAAGGCAGAAAGCGAGGCCGACCGGAAACGCUGCCUGGAGAACGAGGGUGAGACCGCUGGCUGAACACACACACACACACACACACACACACACACACACACACACACACACACACACACACACAGUAUACUUUCAUAUCUAACUUGUGAUGUGAUCUGCAGUCAACAGCCUACGAGACCAGCUGGACGAUAUGAAGAAAAGAAAUCAGAACUCGCACAUAUCCAACGAGAAGAACAUUCACUUACAAAGACAGGUGUGUGUUUGUUUUUUAUAAAAUAACUGUGUUUAAGUGCUAGCCUGUGUGUUUAUGUGCAUGUGUUUAUAUUUGUGAUUGGAAUGCACAUUACUAAAGUGUGUGUAAGUGACGUGUUGUCCAUAUUCCUCCAGCUGGACGAGGCCAAUGCUCUGCUGCGUGCGGAGCAGGAGGCGGCUACGCGGCUAAGGAAGGCCCAGACGGAGGCAGGCAAGCAGCUGCAGGCUCUGGAGGCCGGGGGCAGAGAGCUGCAGGACAAGUGCUGCCUGCUGGAGCGCUCCAAACUCACUCUGGAGAAGGAGUGUAUCGGGCUGCAGGCAGCACUAGAGGCUGAGAGGAGAGAGCACAGCCAGGGCUCCGAGACCAUUGCAGACAUGCAGGGUGAGUGGGGAUUGUGUUUGUGUGCGAGAGACUGUGUGUUUAUUCAUGAUUUAGCCUUUGGUGACAUUUCUUUGUCUCUGUAGGGCGAAUCUCAGGGCUGGAGGAUGAGGUUCGGCAGGUGAGACAGGCCCUAUCCAAAGCAGAAUCAGAGAAGAGACAACUACAGGAGAAACUCACUGACCUGGAGAAGGUAAACUUCCACACUUUCUUAUGCUCUUACCCUCUCUAUUUUAUGCACUCUCACUUUCUAACCUUGUCUCUCUCUUCUACUCUCCCGUAGGAGAAGAACAACAAGGAGAUAGACAUGACGUACAAGCUGAAGGUGUUGCAGCAGGGGCUGGAGCAGGAGGAGGCGUCGCACAAAGCCACCAAGGCACGGCUCGCAGACAAGAGCAAGAUCGAGUCGAUCGAGGGUGCCAAGUCUGAGGCCAUGAAGGGUAAGGCCCUUCCUGAGUUAUCAGGUAUGACAAAGGACAGGAAUCAGUCUUCGGUAAAGAAACUAGACUGUGGUCAGCAGGGUCAAAUCCAAUUAAUUAAAUCACUCUUCUCCCUCUCUCCCCUUCCCCCAGACAUGGAGCAGAAGCUGCAGGAGGAGAGGGCGUCCAAGCUGCGUGUGGAGAACAGGAUGUUGGAGCUGGAGAAACACAGCAGCAUGCUGGAUUGUGACUACAAGCAGUCCCUACAGAAACUGGACGAGCUCCGCAGGCACAAGGAGAGGCUCACCGAGGAGGUGAAGAACCUGACUCUGAAGAUCGAGCAGGAGACCCAGAAGCGCAGUCUGACCCAGAAUGACCUGAAGGUCCAGAACCAGCAGCUCAACACCCUGAAGACCUCCGAGAAGCAGCUGAAACAGGAGGCUAACCACCUGCUGGAAAUCAAACGCAGCCUGGAGAAACAAAACCAGGAGCUACGCAAGUAAGUCAGCAUAUUUUUCUCCUUCUUUUAUGUUUUACUUUUUAAUUUUUUGCAAAUAAUAAUGCUGAGAGAAAAUGUCAACACAAUAAAACAAUAAACUGAAAGGAUUAAUUUGCGUUUGUGUCCACAGAGAAAGGCAGGACUCGGACGGCCAAAUGAAGGAACUUCAGGACCAGCUAGAGGCUGAGCAGUAUUUUUCGGUAAGUCUGCUGCAGCUAUAACACUUUAUUUGAUCGUCUUUGAGCGAGGAAUCCUAACUUGAGAUAACUUGGACCCUGUGUAUACUUUAUUGCAUUGAAUUUGUGAUUGCUCAUAUUUUUGUGUUGCCCAGACGCUGUAUAAGACCCAGGUGCGGGAGUUGAAGGAGGAAUGCGAAGAGAAGAGCAAGCUCUACAAGGAUAUGCAGCAAUCACUUCAGGAGUUACAAGAGGAGAGGUGAGUACAAGGAAGUGGCCUGGCCCUGCACUGUUUACUGACACUCUAGUCUACAACUCCAGUCCUGCUAACUUAUAAACAUCUGCCCAGAGAUCCAGAAGAGGAUGGGCUUCUUUAGGGUCUGGUUCAAGCUUUCUUCCUCCUUACGGAGUUCUUGUAAUAUACAUCGUUAUUGAUUUAUUUACACGAACAACACAAAAACUAACACAACCAACACCCAUGUUCAAUGCUACAUAAUGUGACAAGCUUGACCUGUGACCCCUCAGGGACUCCCUGGCGGCGCAGCUGGAGAUCACACUGACCAAGGCAGACUCGGAGCAGCUGGCUCGCUCCAUCGCUGAGGAGCAGUACUCAGACCUGGAGAAGGAGAAAAUCAUGAAGGAGCUGGAGCUCAAGGAGAUGAUGGCCCGCCACAAGCAGGAGCUGGUCGAGAAGGACAUUACCAUUGGCUCGGUGAGUCAGCUCUUGUUCUUCUGUUUCUGGAGGGCCGCGGGGGCUGCAUUGGGCAUGGGCUUUUGUCCUAGCUUAGUGCUUUAGAAAACACAGAAUUCAACUGAUCGAAUAAUCAUCAAGAACUUGAUACGCUUAAUCAGGUGUGCUUGUGUGCUAGUAUUGGGCUGGGACUAUAGCUAGGACCAGGAGUGAACAUCAACGGAAUUGAGUAUUGUAACCAAUAGAUCUGUGAGUCUGACUAUGAGGUGACACCUGCUGGGCCCUGAGAAUGCUUGCUGCAGCUGAAUACUAUCAAAUUGGAUUUGUCUCACUUUUUGUCUGCUCCUUCCUGCCCAGCUGGAGGAGGCCAACCGAACCCUCACUAGCGAUGUGGCCAACUUAGCCAAUGAGAAGGAGGAGCUCAACAACAAACUCAAGGAGACACUUGAAGGUGAGUUUCUGCCUCCAGCCUGUGUACGUGUGCAUGUGUAUGUGGUUGGUAAAAAGCCUAAUAACUAUUUCUGUUCAACAUUAGAUUUUAACAUUCUAUUAUUCUAUUUGUGAUGUGUUCAGAGCUGCAAACGUCCAAGGAUGACGAGCAGCAUAUGAGCCAGAUGAAGCUCACGUUUGAGAAGCAGCUCCAGUCAGAGAGAACACUAAAGACCCAGGUAGGCUGAUUUAAUAUAAUUUCUUCCUAGCUUUACAAUGUUGCGUAGCAAGGAAAUCGUGUUGAAGACACUUGUUUUUGUCUAUUGUUUUUUAUGCUCAUCAUGAAUAUUUAUUGUCUUGUGUGUGUCUCAGGCUGUGAACAAGCUGGCGGAGAUCAUGAACAGGAAGGAGGUACGUGCAGCAGGCAGUCGGCGCGGCAACGACACUGAUGUGCGGAGGAAGGAGAAGGAGAACAGGAAGCUGCAGCUGGAGCUGAGGUCGGAGAAGGAGAAACUCAACUCCACCAUCAUCAAGUACCAAAGAGAGAUCAACGACAUGCAGGCGGUCAGUCAAACCACAACAUAACCACAACCUUAUACUAACCAUCACACAACCACCUGUACAGCACCAUUAUUAAUUACUAGAGGGAGAUUAACGACAUUCAGGUGGUCAGUCACACCAAGAGAGAUCAACAAAGUUAACAGGGGCUUCAAACUAACAAUAUACAGACAUUUCAAAUGUAUGUUUCCUUUUCCCCUGUUUGUGUCAAAUAGCAAAUAGCAGAUGAGAGUCAGGUACGCAUCGAGCUGCAGAUGGCCCUGGACAGUAAGGACAGUGACAUAGAGCAGCUACAUAACCUCCUCAGCUCCGCCAACGUCUCCUCCCUAGAAUCAGCCAGCCUCAGCAGUGGACCAGACUUUGACACGGACGAUGCCUACGCAGGUAAGGAGGACCCAUUUAUGUGUGUUCAAACACUAUGUACAUGCAGUCCUGUUCACAUAGCCUUGUACCUCGUAUGUAUGUUUUAUAUUGACUUUUGGUUAUUUUUGGUGACUUGGACUGUCUUGUCCUGGAGUGCCACCUAUCUUUCCUUUUGUCUUUGGCAUCUGAUUGUUUUUGACUUGUGUUGUCCAGUUGCCAGUAUGAGUACAGACUCACUAUAAUAGGCUACUGAUUACUCUGAUGAUUUGCGUGAUUUAUACAUUUAUUGAUUAAUUUGAUUUGAUUGAUAUUUUGUCCAUCAUGAAGGAUAACCUCUCUGGAGCAGAAACAUAAACCAUUAAACCUUAUGUUUUUGAGGUUGAGUCUAUCUAUAAUGUGUGCAGAGUGCUGCGAUCAUUUGAUGCAUCUACCGUUUACAUUAUUUUGUGGAUUGAAAUAGAAAAUGCUAUGUUUCCUGGGAAUAUGUACAAACUGUGAAGCAUGUAGAUCUGUCACAACAUUGCCCUGCUGUUUUAAUGUUUCACCCCUCUUUCUCUAUCUUAGAAAUGAGACUAGCGGGAUGGCUCUCGCUGCCUGUGAGGAACAACACCAAGAAGUUUGGAUGGGAGAGAAAGGUGAAGAAAAGAUUUACAACCUGGCUUUACUGAUCAAACAUUCUGUAGUUAAUAUUGUUGUUCUACUGUUAAAGGUAUUGUUUCUUGUCUCUUUUUAGUAUGUAGUUGUGAGCAGCAAGAAGAUUCUGUUCUAUAACAGCGAACAGGACAAAGAGCUAUCCAACCCCUACAUGGUGCUGGAUAUUGAGUGAGUAACGACUAUCUACCUGCUCUUCUUAAUUCAAUUCAAAGCAUCAUGCUAAUACAGAUAUACACUUACUCUUUUCCAGAAAGCACACCAGAUAUACCCUGGCAUUAUGUGCCUGAGUGAAUGUACACUAUGGACAAAAUGUUUUUUGUCCAUUGUGUACUUCCGUUUGCGGAAUAUUUAGAUAAAUCCUGGAAUAAAAGAAAAAGGGCUACCUAUAAUUAAAUUACAAAAAUAUUUAGCUUCUGGGUGGUAAAUGGCACGUGUGUAUAUAGAUUGUGUAUAGGCUUGUCUCCCACAUGAAUCUUCUCUUGGUGCCAGACUGGGUUCAAAUGCCUUCUGUUUAAUUUUUCUGUAUUUAUUUAUCUGUAUGUAUGUACAGUGAGGGGAAAAAAGUAUUUGAUCCCCUGCUGAUUUUGUACGUUUGCCCACUGACAAAGACAUGAUCAGUCUAUAAUUAGGUAGGUUUAUUUGAACAGUGAGAGACAGAAUAACAACAACAAAAAAAUCCUGAAAAACGCAUGUCAAAAAUGUUAUAAAUUGAUUUGCAUUUUAAUGAGGGAAAUAAGUAUUUGACUCCUCUGCAAAACAUGACUUAGUACUUGGUGGCAAAACCCUGGUUGGCAAUCAGAGGUCAGACGUGUCUUGUAGUUGGCCACCAGGUUUGCACACAUCUCAGGAGGGAUUUUGUUCCACUCCUCUUUGCAGAUCUUCUCCAAGUCAUUAAGGUUUCGAGCCUGACGUUUGGCAACUCGAACCUUCAGCUCCCUCCACAGAUUUUCUAUGGGAUUAAGGUCUGGAGACUGGCUAGGCCACUCCAGGACCUUAAUGUGCUUCUUCUUGAGCCACUCCUUUGUUGCCUUGGCCGUGUGUUUUGGGUCAUUGUCAUGCUGGAAUAGCCAUCCACGACCCAUUUUCAAUGCCCUGGCUGAGGGAAGGAGGUUCUCACCCAAGAUUUGACGGUACAUGGCCCCGUCCAUCGUCCCUUUGAUGCGGUGAAGUUGUCCUAUCCCCUUAGCAGAAAAACACCCCCAAAGCAUAAUGUUUCCACCUCCAUGUUUGACGUGGGGAUGGUGUUCCUGGGGUCAUAGGCAGCAUUCAUCCUCCUCCAAACACGGCGAGUUGAGUUGAUGCCAAAGAGAUCGAUUUUGGUCUCAUCUGACCACAACACUUUCACUCAGUUCUCCUCUGAAUCAUUCAGAUGUUCAUUGGCAAACUUCAGACGGGCCUGUAUAUGUGCUUUCUUGAGCAGGGGGACCUUACGGGUGCUGCAGGAUUUCAGUCCUAUACAGCGUAGUGUGUUACCAAUUGUUUUCUUGGUGACAAGAUACUCCCGUGUAGUUCUGGGCUGAUUCCUCACCGUUCUCAUGAUCAUUGCAACUCCACGAGGUGAGAUCUUGCAUGGAGCCCCAGGCCGAGGGAGAUUGACAGUUCUUUAGUGUUUAUUCGUUUUAUUAUAGACUGAUCAUUUCUUUGUCAGUGGGCAAAUGUACAAAAUCAGCAGGGGAUCAAAUACAUUUUUCCCUCACUGUAUGUAUGUAUGUAUGUAGGUAUGUAUGUAUGUAUAGUACCAGUCAAAACGUUGGACACACCUACUCAUUCCAGGGUUUUUCUGUAUUUGUACUAUGUUCUACAUUGUAGAAUAAUAGUGAAGACAUCAAAACUAUGAAAUAACACAUAUGGAAUCAUGUAGUAACCAAACAAGUGUUAAACAAAUCAAAAUAUAUUUUAUAUUUCAGAUUCUUCAAAUAACCACCCUUUGCCUUAAUGACAGCUUUGCACACUCUUUGCAUUCUCUCAACCAGCUCCACCUGGAAUGCUUUUCCAACAGUCUUGAAGGAGUUCCCACAAAUGCUGAGCACUUGUUGGCUGCUUUUCCUUCACUUUGCGGUCAUCCCAAACCAUCUCAAUUGGCUUGAGGUCGGGGGAUUGUGGAGGCCAGGUCAUCUGAUGCAGCACUCCAUCACUCUCCUUCUUGGUAAAAUAGCCCUUACACAGCCUGGAGGUGUGUUGGGUCAUUGUCCUGUUGAGAAACAAAUGAUAGUCCCACUAAGCCCAAACCAGAUGGGAUGACAUAUCUCUGCAGAAUGCUGUGGUAGCCAUGCUAGUUAAUUCUAAAUAAAUCACAGACAGUGUCACCAGCAAAGCACCCCCACACCAUAACACCUCCUCCUUCAUGCUUUACGGUGGGAAAUACACAUGCGGAGAUCAUCCGUUCACCCACACCACGUCUCACAAAGACACGGAGGUUGGAACCAAAAACCUCCAAUUUGGACUCCAGACCAAAGGACAAAUUUCCACUUGUCCAUUGCUCGUGUUUUUUGGACCAAGCAGGUCUCUUCUUAUUAUUGGUGUCCUUUAGUAGUGGUUUCUUUGCAGCAAUUUUACCAUGAAGGCCUGAUUCACGCAGUCUCCUCUGAAAAGUUGAUGUUGAGAUGUGUCUGUUACUUGAACUUUGUGAAGCAUUUAUUUGGGCUGCAAUUUCUGAGGCUGGUAACAAUAAUGAACUUAUCCUCUGCAGCAGAGGUAACUCUGGGUCUUCCUUUCCUGUGGCGGUCCUCAUGAGAGCCAGUUUCAUCAUAGCGCUUGAUGGUUUUUGCGACUGCACUUGAAGAAACUUUCAAAGUUCUUGACAUAUUCCGUAUUGACUGACCUUCAUGUCUUAAAGUAAUGUGAACUGUCGUUUCUCUUUGCUUAUUUGAGCUGUUCUUGCCAUAAUAUGGACUUAGUCUUUUACCAAAUAUGGCUAUCUUCUGUAUACCACCCCUACCUUGUCACAACACAACUGAUUAGCUCAAACGCAUUAAGAAGGAAAGAAAUUCCACAAAUUAACUUUUUUUUAAAGGCACACCUGUUAAUUGAAAUGCAUUCCAGGUGACUUACUCAUGAAGCUGGUUGAGAGAAUGCCAAGAGUGUGCAAAGCUGUCAUCAAGGCAAAGGGUGGCUAUUUGAAGAAUCUCAAAUACAACAUAUCUUUUGAUUUGUUUAAGACUUUUUUUGGUUACUACAUGAUUCCAUAUGUGUUAUUUCAUAGUUAGGUAUCUUCACUAUUAUUCUACAAUGUAGAAAAUAGUAAAAAAUGAAGAAAAACCCUUGAAUGAGUAGGUGUGUCCAAAUUUUUGGCUGGUACUGUAUGUACAGUUGAAGUCGGAAGUUUACAUACACCUUAGCCAAAUACAUUUAAACUCAGUUUUUCACAAUUCCUGACAUUUAAUCCUAGUAAAAAUUCCCUGUUUUAGGUCAGUUAGGAUUACCACUUUAUUUUAAGAAUGUGAAAUGUCAGAAUAACAGCAGAGAGAAUGAUUUAUUUAAGCUUUUAUUUAUUUCAUCACAUUUCCAGUGGGUCAGAAGUUUACAUACACUCAAUUAGUAUUUGGUAGCAUUGCCUUUAAAUUGUUUAACUUGGGUCAAACGUUUCGGGUAGCCUUCCACAAGCUUCCCACAAUAAGUUGGGUGAAUUUUGACCCAUUCCUCCUGACAGAGCUGGUGUAACUGAGUCAGGUUUGUAGGCCUCCUUGCUCGCACACGCUUUUUCAGUUCUGCCCACAAAUGUUCUAUAGGAUUGAUGUCAGGGCUUUGUGAUUGCCACUCCAAUACCUUGACUUUGUUGUCCUUAAGCCAUUUUGCCACAACUUUGGAAGGAUGCUUGGGGUCAUUGUCCAUUUGGAAGACCCAUUUGCAACCAAGCUUUAACUUCCUGACUGAUGUCUUGAGAUGUUGCUUCAAUAUAUCCACCUAAUUUUCCUUCCUCAUGAUGCCAUCUAUUUUGUGAAGUGCACCAGUCCCUCCUGCAGCAAAGCACCCCCACAGCAUGAUGCUGCCACCCUCGUGCUUCACGGUUGUGAUGGUGUUCUUUGGCUUGCAAUCUUCCCCCUUUUUCCUCCAAACAUAACGAUGGUCAUUAUGGCCAAACAGUUCUAUUUUUGUUUAAUCAGACCAGAGGACAUUUCUCCAAGAAGUACGAUCUUUGUCCCAAUGUGCAGUUGCAAACCGUAGUCUGUCUUUUUUAUGCCGGUUUUGGAGCAGUGGCUGCUUCCUUGCUGAGCGGCCUUUCAGGUUAUGUCGAUAUAGGACUCGUUUUACUGUGGAUAUAGAUACUUUUGUACCUGUUUCCUCCAGCAUCUUCACAAGGUCCUUUGCUGUUGUUCUGGGAUUGAUUUGCACUUUUCGCAACAAAGUACGUUCAUCUCUAGGUAUGACGGCUGCGUGGUCCCAUGGUGUUUAUACUUGCAUACUAUUGUUUGUACAGAUGAACGUGGUACCUUCAGGCGUUUGGAAAUUGCUCCCAAGGAUGAACCAGACUUGUGGAGGUUUACAAUUAUUUUUCUGAGGUCUUGGCUGAUUUCUUUAGAUUUUCCCAUGAUGUCAAGCAAAGAGGCACUGAGUUUGAAGGUAGGCCUUGAAAUACAUCUACAGGUACACCUCCAAUUGACUCAAAUUAUGUCAAUUAGCCUAUCAGAAGCUUCUAAAGCCAUGACAUCAUUUUCUGGAAUUUUCCAAGCUGUUUAAAGGUGCAGUCAACUUAGUGUAUGUAAACCUCUGACCCACUGGAAUUGUGAUACAGUGGGGGGAAAAAGUAUUUAGUCAGCCACCAAUUGUGCAAGUUCUCCCACUUAAAAAGAUGAGAGAGGCCUGUAAUUUUCAUCAUAGGUACACGUCAACUAUGACAGACAAAAUGAGGGAAAAAAAUCCAGAAAAUCACAUUGUAGGAUUUUUUAUGAAUUUAUUUGCAAAUUAUGGUGGAAAAUAAGUAUUUGGUCAAUAACAAAAGUUUCUCAAUACUUUGUUAUAUACCCUUUGUUGGCAAUGAUACAGGUCAAACGUUUUCUGUAAGUCUUCACAAGGUUUUCACACACUGUUGCUGGUAUUUUGGCCCAUUCCUCCAUGCAUAUCUCCUCUAGAGCAGUAAUGUUUUGGGGCUGUCGCUGGGCAACACGGAAUUUCAACUCCCUCCAAAGAUUUUCUAUGGGGUUGAGAUCUGGAGACUGGCUAGGCCACUCCAGGACCUUGAAAUGCUUCUUACGAAGCCACUCCUUCAUUGCCCGGGCGGUGUGUUUGGGAUCAUUGUCAUGCUGAAAGACCCAGCCACGUUUCAUCUUCAAUGCCCUUGCUGAUGGAAGGAGGUUUUCACUCAAUAUCUCACGAUACAUGGCCCCAUUCAUUCUUUCCUUUACACGGAUCAGUCGUCCUGGUCCCUUUGCAGAAAAACAGCCCCAAAGCAUGAUGUUUCCACCCCCAUGCUUCACAGUAGGUAUGGUGUUCUUUGGAUGCAACUCAGCAUUCUUUGUCCUCCAAACACAACGAGUUGAGUUUUUACCAAAAAGUUAUAUUUUGGUUUCAUCUGACCAUAUGACAUUCUCCCAAUCCUCUUCUGGAUCAUCCAAAUGCACUCUAGCAAACUUCAGACGGGCCUGGACAUGUACUGGCUUAAGCAGGGGGACACGUCUGGCACUGCAGGAUUUGAGUCCCUGGCGGCGUAGUGUGUUACUGAUGGUAGGCUUUGUUACUUUGGUCCCAGCUCUCUGCAGGUCAUUCACUAGGUCCCCCCGUGUGGUUCUGGGAUUUUUGCUCACCGUUCUUGUGAUCAUUUUGACCCCACGGGGUGAGAUCUUGCGUGGAGCCCAAGAUCGAGGGAGAUUAUCAGUGGUCUUGUAUGUCUUCCAUUUCCUAAUAAUUGCUCCCACAGUUGAUUUCUUCAAACCAAGCUGCUUACCUAUUGCAGAUUCAGUCUUCCCAGCCUGGUACAUGUCUACAAUUUUGUUUCUGGUGUCCUUUGACAGCUCUUUGGUCUUGGCCAUAGUGGAGUUUGGAGUGUGACUGUUUGAGGUUGUGGACAGGUGUCUUUUAUACUGAUAACAAGUUCAAACAGGUGCCAUUAAUACAGGUAACGAGUGGAGGACAGAGGAGCCUCUUAAAGAAGAAGUUACAGGUCUGUGAGAGCCAGAAAUCUUGCUUGUUUGUAGGUGACCAAAUACUUAUUUUCCACCAUAAUUUGCAAAUAAAUUAAUAAAAAAUCCUACAAUGUGAUUUUCUGAAAAAAAUCUUCUCAAUUUGUCUGUCAUAGUUGACGUGUACCUAUGAUGAAAAUUACAGGCCUCUCUCAUCUUCGUAAGUGGGAGAACUUGCACAAUUGGUGGCUGACUAAAUACUUUUUUCCCCCACUGUAUAAGCGAAAUAAUCUGUCUGUAAACAAUUGUUGGAAAAAAUUACUUGUGUCAUGCACAAAGUAGAUGUCCUAACCGACUUGCCAAAACUAUAGUUUAUUAACAAGAAAUUUGUGGAUUGGUUGAAAAACAAGUUUUAAUGACUCCAACCUAAGUGUAUGUAAACUUCCAACUUCAACUUUAUGUAUGUAUGUAAAUUUUUUACUGCUCUAGGGAUAUAAUUAUUGUUUGGAUAACCUUAUUUACUAUUAUUUAUUGACUUUUAUCUUACAUUUUUUCACUCUUUAUGCAAUGGACACUGCAGAGAACACCGGAAGAAGAAUUAUCACUGAAUUAUCACAGUGAAUUAUUGUAAUGUUUGUUUAUGUGUCAAUUAAUCCCCUAAGGGAUGGGUUGCCGAUUGGUGAUUUGACAUGAAAAUAUAAUUGAAUUAAUUCAACAUUUCAUUCAAUAACUGUAGUUAAUGAUUUUUACCUUCAACAUAAUUUUUUUUUUUGUUCUCUUCCUUUUCUUCUCUUUUCAGUAAACUCUUCCACGUGCGGCCUGUCACUCAAACUGAUGUUUACCGUGCUGACGCCAAAGAGAUCCCCAGGAUAUUCCAGGUCCCUUGCUUGUCAUGGCUCUUUAUUCAUGCAUUUAUUUAACAAUUCAUGUGAUGGGGCUAGUUCAUAAUGUUGAUGAUGAUAAUGAUGAUUGACAAUGACCAUGAUGACCUUUUCCUUCUCUCCUCAGAUUCUAUAUGCCAAUGAGGGUGAGUGUAAGAAGGAGCCUGAGUUCCCAGUGGAGCUGGUCAGCGGAGAGAAGUCCAGCUACAUCUGCCACAAGGGCCACGAGUUCAUCCCUACCCUCUACCACUUCCCCACCAACUGUGAGGCGUGCACCAAGCCCCUGUGGAACAUGUUUAAGCCUCCGCCCGCCCUGGAGUGCAGGCGCUGCCACAUCAAGUGCCACAAGGACCACAUGGACAAGAAGGAGGAGAUCAUCGCGCCCUGCAGAGGUAGGGGUGUGGGGGGUGUGGUGUCGUUGCUUAUAGCAGAGCAGGGUUACAUAGACGCAUAUAAAGACAUUGUCAGGGACAUAUCAAGGGAUGGUUAGGAGUUGAGGUGUGCACCGCUGUUUUCUAUGUUUGCACAGUUAUUUUGUUCUUAAACACAAUACAAACCCUUCCCUUUGUCCCACUGCAGUGAACUAUGACGUGUCCACGGCCAAGAACCUGCUGCUGCUGGCCGUGUCUCAGGAGGAACAGCAGAAGUGGGUGGGACGUCUGGUCAAGAAGAUCCCCAAGAAGCCACCGGCCCCUGAGCACUUUGCCCGCUCCUCGCCACGUGCCUCCAUGAAGGUCCAGUCCAGCCAGUCCAUGAGACGGCCCAGCAGACAGCUGCCCCCCAGCAAGAGCAGGUAAGACCACUUGCCAGACGUAGACUAACCUUACACCUAUCAAAUACUUAGAUGUGAAAAGAAUGUGACUAGUACUCUGUGCUUAAGGGCCAUGCUCAUUACCACUUCCCUCUUUCAGACUGCUCGACAUUGGCCUAUAGGACUGACAUUGGGCAUUACAUGAUAUCGAUGAUGCAUUUGAUUUCUGAUGAGCAGAUAGGGUAAAAGCCUGGGUAAAUCCCUGGUAAGGCGUGUUGUGCAGUGAGUUUGGUUGUAUUGGAAUAGGACUCGUAUAUUCCCUUCUGAAUAUUGUUUAUUCCUAUAUUUCUUUAAUCUAUUGCCUGGCUUUCUUGAGCCAUGCCCAAGAGGUGGUUUGUGUACCUGAAUUUGAGAAAAUAAAUGUGCAUGUGUUCUCUUGUAGUCUCCGUAGUUGUAUAUGUCAGGAAAGAAGAUUUUUACAAACGCUUUUAGGUUUCCAGGAACCCUACAGCCUCCUCCUGAACCCUGUGUGACCUUUGCCCUCUGACCUCAGUCCCCCUAGAUCACACGCCCCCAGGAUGCGACGAGAAGACUCCAAAAGUGGCCAUCGACACAAAUCA